AUGAUCGGGGGGACCGUGUGUGUGGUGAAGAGAGGGCGGGAAAUGGAGGCGGGGGCGACGGGCCGGGGAGGAGCAGGCCGCGCUGACCCGGGGAAGUGGGAGACAGAAGGGCUGAGGGCUAGCGACAGAGUCCCCGGCGUCACCGCGGCAGCAGCUCCAGUCCCUACUUCGCACUCGCGACAAAGGCGGCGGCGGCGGCGGCGGCUCAACCCUCCUCGUUUCUCAGCCCCGUUCGUCCCCGCUUCCGGCUAUGAAGCACGGCCAAAGACGGAACUACGCGUUCCGACAGAGCCCGCGCGUCCCCGCUGCGGUUUCCCGGGGGUCGAUGGGAGUCGGAGUUCCGUGGCCCAGAGCAACCGGAAGAGGCUCCGGCUCCCGGCAGGCAGCGCGAAGAGGCGGGGACCUGGUCGCCCUCGCGGCCCCACCUGUCACCGGGUGGGGCAGCGGCAGGGGGUCUGUGGGACUUCACCACACCACUUUGGCAUAACACGUCCAAGACGAUACCCAAUCCAGCAGGGCCGGUAUUCCUGUGUGCUUGCCACGCUGUGCCGGAAUGGCGGUCACAGGAAGCGUGUGCUGUCUCGUGGUAGUUCCAGAGUGGUGUGCAGGCCUUCGACAGUGAGGAUCGCUCCUCCCGGGAGCAACCUGGCUCGUUUUCCAAUAGCAGCGCAGAUCCCUAAGGCCCCAGACCCGUGGUCAAAGGAGGCUGUUCUGCUUGCCCUCGAACGUUGGAAGAGGAAGAAAAGGACAGUGGAGGAGGAGGAAGACCAAAUAUCUGCUGCUGGUCAGGAGGACAAAAGAAGGUGCCAUGACAGCAGUGGGAGUGGCCAUUCAGCUUUUAAGCCCGAGGUGGCCAACGGAGUCCCUGCUGCUUUUGUGCCUGAGCCUGGGCCUCUGAAGAGAGGCCUCAGUUCCCCGAGCUCAGAUGGUGAGCUGCGUAAGAGAACCUGCACCCCUGCUGUGAGCUGCUCGAAGGGCACGUGCACAUGUGGCAUCCGUAUGUCCAGGCGCAAUGCCAUUACCAGUUCCUACACUUCUACUGGAGGCAUCUCUCAGCUCUGGAAGAGGUGUCCCAGUGCCUCACCCUUCUCCAGCCCAGCCUCGUCCCUCUCACAGACACGAGAGAGUCCAGAAAAGAAAAUGAGAGAAGAGGACGGUCCUCAGGGAUCUGGCUCUUCCGCUCCACCAGUAAACAAGGAGUCCCAGGGAGAACAGGCCACCACCUCGGACUUUGAAUCUACGACCCAGACCACCAUCAGCGGUGGCAGCACACCCUCAUCCCACGUCACAUCCGGGGUGUCAGCAGGCCCCGCUGGCACUGGGGACUUUGGGAUGAGCGUGUGA
This is a messenger RNA of Manis pentadactyla (Chinese pangolin), 1344 nucleotides long. Its product is annotated as nuclear envelope pore membrane protein POM 121-like. Bases 1 to 1344 code for a protein of 447 amino acids. The transcript has 10 exons. The record is from RefSeq and is a predicted model, not a curated record. NCBI's taxonomy places the organism in Eukaryota, Metazoa, Chordata, Mammalia, Pholidota, Manidae.